AUGGGGAAUGGGAAAGGUGAGGUUGACACUGAAGCAGGUACAUCAUCUAGGAGAUGAACUGCCAGCUCAUCCACUUACUUAAACUUUAGUCUUUAUUUAGCCUUUGGCACACUUUGUGGAGGCAGCACCAUUUAAAGAGGGUUGAAUCACAGAAUAAACCCCCUAACUAUUUGCGGCAUUGUAUCUUCGCGUGUGCCAUGGUAUGGUAUCUAGCACUUCACACACUGGCUGAGGAAACAUUGGUUCUAAUCCCCGCUUGUGGCAAAAAGCUCACUGGGUAACUUUAUUUAGGCCCAAGCUACCUCAUAGGGUUUUUGUGAAGGAUAAAGGGGUAGUAGCCCUAGGUACACAACCAGGGGUGCCAACUUGAAUAAAAUACUGGGGGGGGGGCUAACUUACUCCUGUCUAUUCAUUUCAGUGGGUGUAUUCUGAGUAAAAUUUAGUUGACUACAAUUCACUGAGUCUACAUUUUUGGAUUGAAAAGGGUCAGCCAAUCAUUCUGGAGCAAAUCAGUUACAGUGGUACCUUGGUUGUCGAACUUAAUCCAUUCGACUCCUGGAACUGUUCAAAAACCAAGGCACGGCUUCUGAUUGGCUGCAGGAGCUUCCUGCACUCUAUCGGAAGCUGCGGGAGCCAUGUUGGAAGUUCGGCUUUUGAAAAACAUUCACAAACUUACUUCCAGGUUUGCGGUGUUCGGGAGCUGAUUUGUUCAGGAGCCAAGCGAUUCGACAACCAAGGUACCACUGUACUUUUGGAUGAAAAAUAAUCUACUGGGUCGAAUCCAGUUGUGCCCUUUCAUUCACAGAAGGGCUUUUGAGCCAGUGGGUGCUUCCAUUGUACAGUACAUACAUUGAACGUGCAUAAAUACUCAUGUACAAUGGAGGACAAACAAAAUUGCAGAACAGCAAAGAAGUUGCAAGCAAUAUAAUAGUGAAAUCAGAGGUGAGUGUGACUUGGACUGGAUCAGACCACUGGUCUACACAGCCCAGAGAAAAAUUGAAAACAAAAUUGGCUUUAGCUUGCCAGCAGUUGUAAACGCAGCUCAGUUUGUGAGUGCAUGAUUUGUCACAUGCCACUUUUCAUGUUCAGCAUGCACACAAAGAAAUCCUUUCUAUGUAUCAGAUCCAUAAUGUCAGAAGCAGCUGCUGAGGAUAAGAAGCUUCUUCUCUGUUUUGGCCAUCCAUGCCUCUGUGAAAACUAUUCUCUCUUUUAAGUACACCUGAUUUCAUCUGACAAAUGUUGGAGGCCAUGGAUUCCAAAAAACCCAAAACAUCCUCCAGUAUUCAGAAGAGUGGCAAGUCUAAAGAUCAAGACUUACUUCAGAUGUGUAAAUUUCUGCAGCUGAUCAGCUUUUAUGUACUGUUUGCUAUUCAUGACAUAAAUGACUUAUCUGGAGGGGAAGGCUUUGAAAGAAAGGAUUUUGUAUGCUACAACAUUUCCUUGAUCUCUUAGAUAAUAGAAAAGGUGUAAAAGCCAGCAUGAUACUGUGAUUCAAAAUAAAUUCAGAUUCUGCAGUUCCUACAUGUAUAGAGACAGGGAGGGAGGGAGGGAGGGAGGGAGGGAGGGAGAAUGAGAGAAAUUAUGUCAACCAUAUGUGCAUAGCUGCCAGGGAUGGGGAGAAACUGGGUAACCCUAAUUAGCACAUCCCAAAGCAGUAAACAAACUGAAAAGCAGCUAUCUUUCAAAAUCACCUCUUCUCUGAAUUCUGUGAUUCCAUUCUCCCACUUUUCUGUUAGAGAAUAGUGUGCAUUAAAAUGAACAUUUUAGUGAAAAUGGCAUACAAAAAUGCAUUGUGUUUGCAAAGAUGUGAAUAUUGCAGGAAAUGGCAUACUAAAAUGCUGAUGGGUUUUUGAGGGGACUUUUAAAAACCCCCACAGGUGUACAAAAGUGAAUAUAAGACUGGGAAAAUGAGAAAUGGAGGAAAGCAUAUUGUUGAAGGACAUUUUGAACUUCUUCUUCUUCUUCUUCUUCUUCUUCUUCUUCUUCUUCUUCUUCUUCUUCUUCUUCUUCCUCCUCCUCUCUUCAGGCUACCUGCCUAUUCCCAUUACCCCAGCGAUCGCAAACAAAAUGUGGCUCUCUUUUUGGAAGAACUAGCUGCAGUUGACACAAGCAUUGAAGUUUUCAAACUGCAGCUGGUGAGAGAAGAAGUCUCCCUGUUUUAUGGGGUGUCAAAAGGCAAUGAGAUUUCUGCACAUAAAACAUUUAUAGUGUGUAUAGAAAUGGGGUGGGUGUGGAUUGGCCAAAGGAAUGGAAAGAUGAUGGGUUUAUAAUACUGAGGGAAAUUUAUGAAGCUGACAAACAGAUAAAACGUGGCAUUUACAAACCAAACAAAAACCAAACACAAUCACCAGAUGGUUUGAAGCAUUUUUCACUUCAGUGUGUGCCUCUCCGAGUAUAAUCUGCAGAUAUUUUUGUUGAUUUUUAAAGGCAAUUACAGGGAUUUUCCCCUCUUAAAAGCACUUGGAAAAGCAACAACCCAAAGCACCCUGGGAGAAACUGGAGGAAGCAAACUUUUUCAAGUUCUGGGAAAAAGAGAGAAACCUGCUCCAUCAGCAAUUCAGUAAGCAUAGAUGAGAACUAGAAGUUAUUAUAGCAGAGAGAUUGCAAGUAAGUCUACCAAUCUCAUCCUGGAACAUACACACUCCAAACCUCUUGGAACAGAGACAGGAGGACUUUCUUUCCUCUCUGUCAUCCUCCACUGCAAGGCUCAGUUCCUUGAAGGCCUUGUCAUGAGCCCAUAUCCCUGUCUAGGACUGGGGGCAAAAUUUGAUUCAGUUCUCAUUUAAAGGCAAUCUUACCUAAUUUACACUUUCUGGAACCGGAUGUGAACCGAAAUGCAGCCAUUCUUUGAAAUUCGCACUCCUCCAAAUUUUACAAUGCGGUGCUCCAGCCAGCUUAUGUGUGCUAAAAUACACAUGCUUGGGUACAGUGUACAUAUGGAUGCAUAUACUGGUGAAAAUAACAUACAGUGGUACCUCAGGUUAAGUACUUAAUUCGUUCCGGAGGUCUGUUCUUAACCUGAAACUGUUCUUAACCUGAAGCACCACUUUAGCUAAUGGGGCCUCCCGCUGCUGCCACUGCGCGAUUUCUGUUCUCAUCCUGAAGCAAAGUUCUUAACCCGAGGUAAUAUUUCUGGGUUAGCAGAGUCUGUAACCUGAAGCGUAUGUAACCUGAAGCAUAUGUAACCCGAGGUACCACUGUACAACAAUGUGUUAUUUUAGGGGGAAUUGUUUUGCAAAAAUAUGUAUACUCAGCAAAAUUACACACAAAAAAUGUACAUUAAGAGACAUUAAGAGAAAGGGAUUUUCACAAGCACUUUAAAGAAAAUAAUAUGGCAAAUCACUGUGGAAAUGUGGAGAACUGAACUUAAGAACGGAAAAAUGAGAAACUGAGAGGAACUCAAAUGGACAUAUUCCCACAUCCUUAGUCUACUGCAGGGGUUGGCAAACUAAGGCCUGUGGGUCAGAUCAAGACUAAUUGCCUUCAGGAUCCGGUCUGUGGACUGUCCGUGGAUCGGCGUGGGGAUUCUGUUCAUUUGGGCUGCGCCAUUUCCCCAUGUGCCAUUCCAUUCCCCCCCUCUCCCUCACACACGCUGUGGUGGCGCCUCCUCCCUCCCUCCUCCUGAUUUCUUCCUGCCCUGCCUAGAGGAGGAAGGGGGCUGGGCUGAGCUGGCUGAGCGCCAUUUUAAGCAGCCCCUCUCCGGAGCCAGCCCUUCCGUCCCACUCAUCUUCCCUCCUCCGCUGCCGCCCUAGUGCUCCUGUGGGCCAGAGAGUGAAGCGGACGAGCUCAUUCUGCCUACUCACGAGAAGCAGCAGCAGCAGCAGUGGUGGUGGUGGCAGCCCCAGGGAAGGUAAGGCUGGGGCUGGGGGUUUGGGGUGGGGAGGAAGACUACUUGCCCCCCUCACCUCUUCUUCCAGCUCUCCCCCCCCGCCCGCGCUGCUCUCUGGCCCACCACAAGGUCUGAGGGACAGUGGACCGGCCCACGGCUAAAAAAUUUUGCCGACUCCUGGUCUACAGGGACAGGGAAAUUAAUGUGUUUCAGGCAGAAACUACUCCAUGUACAGAUCACUGAGUUGUAUCUCUUCUGCUGCUAUGAUUAAUGACUACUUUAGGUGCAUAGGGUGCUCCCAUCUGAAAGGCUCAGGGAGAGGCAACAGAAUAUAUGAAUGAAUGGUAAGGAAAGAAAGAACCUGGAGCAUAAUCACGACCCAAUAAAAUGCCAUUGUAUUAAAAAAACCUCCCUUUCUAAUGAUUGAACCUAGACGUUUAAACCCAACUCAAACAGGCUAUUCUACUGCGAGAGGAUAAAUCUACACUACAAGUUUACAUUGGUUUUCAUGCCAGUUUAAUUGUCGUGGCUUCCUCCAAAGAACUUAAGUUUCACGAAGACCCUAGCAAGUCUUUGGUAGAGACCCCUCAUAACUAUUAAACCAAUUUAACAGGGUAAGGUCGAUGCAUAUAUAGAGAUCAUGCAUAUCAAAUUUUGGACAUUGUUGAAAAUAGGACUUCCUUAAUUAAUUUGCAGUACCACCUCACAUCCCAUUUCAAGGGACAGGUGCAUGUAUGUUCUGAUUUCAUCUCUUAUAGUAACCAAGGUAACUACAAAUGUGUGCAUGACAUACCGGCUUUCUGUUUCCUGUAGCGGCUCCUCAACAAUUAGCAUAUUUAUUUCAUUUCAUAAAAUUUAUACAUUGCUUGAUGGUGAAUAACCUCAAAGUGGUUUACAAAGAGAUAACACAAUAGAACUGAAGAAAAAAUUGCAACCCUACUUUAAAACAUACAAACGUUACAAGACAAAAACAGACUAAAAUUAACAUCAUAGUUAUGUCAGUGACUGAAUAAGGCGCCAAUGUGGAGACAGUGCAAUUGUAUUUGCUUUAGUUUGGUACAAUUCUGGGCUUAAACUGGUUUAAAUUCUGGAUUUCUGGUGGGCACCAGCUUACUGCUGAUAUAAAACUGACUACAUCGUUCUAUGCCAUUUUAACAUUUUGUACUACUUGAGGACAAACAGGUGCAACAAAAGUAAUAUAGUCAAUAAUUCCCUGUAAGGGGGCAGGGAAAUAACUGAGGAUAGUGGCUAUGCCUUGCUUUGUUGGGGUCAUGACAUCGGACGAUUAUGCAGACUGACAGAAAAAUAAGGGAGAAGCUUCUUGUACAGUACUAAAGCCAACCUAAAGCCUCAAGGGAGUAUUCACAGGAAUAUAAAUUGGAAUGGAUUUGUCCAUUUAUAAUCUGGUCUGUCAGAUAUGAUCUGUGGCUUGUGAGCUGCUUUGAGUUCAGCGUUUGUGCUCUCUCUCGGGUCCUUUUGGAGUUUGUUUUCAUUUAAAUCAUUAUCUUCCUCCGCAAAGAUACUCUUCAGCUUGCAGCGUUGGUCUAAAGCAAGGCAAAGGGAAGGAAUUCCAUUCUGAGGUAAAAUUUGCUUCAGAGUCUUCCUCAGCUACUUAAUCUACAUAUUCAGCUCAGUAAUGGGACAAACAGAGGUGUGGCGAGGGCUGUGUGGCCUACCUUGAUUUACUUAGUACAUUCAUAUCUUGCAUGGUUUUGACCUAUGAAGCCUUGCAUGCCUUGGGAUUCCCAUCAACUCCUGCUAGCAUGGCUAAUGGUCAGGGUUAAUGGGAGGCAGAAUCCAACAACAUCAGGAGCUCAUUGGCUGGCCCUGCCAUAUGCAUUUUCUGUUUUUUUUUAUAUUGUAAUUUUGUGUUCUGUACUACCCUGAGAUCUACGGGUAUAGGGCAGUAUAUAUUUAUUUAAUUAAUUAAUUAAUAAUAAUAAUAAUACUGUAUCAUACUCCAUCAGUGCCAUCCCGUUUUUUAUCACAAGACCAUUUUGGUUGCUGUGAUUUCACACAAUUUCACAAUGCAAUUCCCUCCCCAAAAAACACUUUUUUGGAGGGGAGGCUGUGGUACAAAAUCGUAUGAGAUCAUAGCAACCAAAAUGGCCACUGAACUCUCACAAUAAAAAAUGGAAAGAUAGCGUCUCGGAAGGUGGCGCCCCAGAUUUUGGCUUCAAAGUGUUGGAAGUCCCAUUAACCAACAUUUAUAUAGUGUAAACAACUGCAAAAUUGCCCCCUCCAUGACUGUUAAGUCUUGCAGGAGUAUAAUCUCCAGUGAGGAUUGUUGUCCCUGUAAGUGGUGAAGAAGAUGAAAAGGGACACACGGCUGCAUAUCUAGUUUGUCUCAAACCCCUCAUCCCAUCAAUUCUCCAACCCAAGGGGCCAACUUGAAUUAAAUAUUGUGGGGGGCCCAGGUAAGCCCUCCCCAACAUAAUCGAUCACAUGACACGGUGCACACACACCAUUUGAAUGGCAAUAGCCAUCAACUUUUGGGGGAGGUGUCCAACCUCCUCAAAUAUUUUAUUGUGGGGGUCAAAGUCCCUGUGGCCCCAAACAUUCAUCAAUGGAACUUUCGCUUUACUCUAGUAUUCAGAUCCAGCAGCUUCAUCCAUUCAAUAAACUCUGGUUCUUAUUUUCAUUAACAGUGUCUGUUUCUGCUUCUCCUUGGUUUAAUGUUGUUUCCAGAAAAUUCUAUAACUUUUUUGAGACUGCAUUUUAAAAAUAUCUUUUAACUGUGUAUCUCCCUGAGGUGCUGCAUGGUUUAAAUAAAUACAUAAUGCCCAGGGAUGAAAAUGACCACUCUUCUAAUUACCAGCAAAGAGAAACAUGGAAAAAAAACACACCACACAAAACAUUUUCAUGCAGUUUGAAUGCAAAGCCUUUGGAUAGUUAAUUUAAAACUGGUGGCCCUUACUGAUCUGCAAGUAUUUAGAAAAUAUUUUUCCCUUAUCUGACAGGCAAAUAUUUUCUUCCCUGGUUUCAGAGCACAUGUGCUGACUCCUUUAAUCUUACUCUCUAGCUAAACUCAGUGCUUCCCAGCUACAUUUAUUCACCUACCUUUGGGCAAAAUAUUACAUUUACACCUCCCUGGGGAGCUGAGAAAGCUACAGAGAACCAUAAUGAGUUUGUGUAAUGUUUAAAUACGUUUGAUUAGAUGACAGUAUUUAUCUUUAGAUGCAAUGAAUUAUUGACAUCUGUUUUGCCCACAGCCUAGGUGAACCUCAGCCAAAAAUUGUAACAAGGUGAAUGACUGGAAUCUAAUAUGUCAAUCCUGUCUCAGUUAAAUGCUGAAUUAUUAUUAUUAUAAGGUAUGGCCUUGCUGAGAGAGUUAUGGCUGAAUGUAACUAUUGAAACUCUCAAACCUAGAACUUUGAUACCCAUCUAAAGUCUUCUAUUGCUUUUGCUUUUAUGUAGCUAGAACUCCACCACUCAUCCAUGCACAAGAGGGGGGCAUUGAUAGAUUUGAUGGAAGCCCACAUUUUGCGGAUGUACACACACACACACACACACACACACACACACAGAGGGAGGGGAACCCUCAAAUAGCCCAACGGAGCAUGCUCAGUUCCCACAGAAUGCUGGUUGGCUGUUGAGAGCAGGAGCCGGUGGAGGACAGCAUAAUGGAGCUAGCUUUCAGGCAGCAAGAUCUCUACAGCUUCAUACCCUCCAGCAAGUCCAAGAUAAAACCGGGCCAUGCAUCUUCCAGGCUGUGCUUCCUGGUGAGUCACAUGACCCGCACGAGAUCACAGCCCCGUAAAAGUGCUUUGUUUUGGGGUGAGAUUGCGGUGUGAGAUCAUGGCGCCUCAAAUGGCUGCCAUGCUCUUGAGCAAAAAAUGGGAUGUCCCGGUUUUCUCGGGACAGUUGAGGGGUAUGCAGCUUACCUGGACGGUAGGGGCAGGGAGGUGGCAAGGACCCCAACAGAGCCAGUCUAGUGCUCUUGUUGGUAUACCCACACUGCCCCAACCUCAUUGCCACCUUGCCCUGUCCUUCACCAUCCUGGUAGGUGGCAGCAAGACUGAUGCCAGAAGGCCAGCUCUGUAGUAGCACCUCAUCUAACUAAUCACUCCUGGUUGAGAGAGGGGAAAAAACCUGGCCUGAAAAUAGUGUUGUUGUUUAGUCGUUUAGUCGUGUCCGACUCUUCGUGACCCCAUGGACCAGAGCAUGUCAGGCACUUCUGUCUUCCACUGCCUCCCGCAGUUUGGUCAGACUCAUGCUGGUAGCUUCGAGAACACUGUCCAACCAUCUCGUCCUCUGUUGCCUCCUUCUCCUUGUGCGCUCAGUCUUUCCCAACAUCAGGGUCUUUUCCAGGGAGUCUUCUUUUCUCAUGAGGUGGCCAAAGUACUGGAGCCUCAGCUUCAGGAUCUGUCCUUCCAGUGAGCACUCAGGGCUGAUUUCCUUCAGAAUGGAUAUGUUUGAUCUUCUUGCAGUCCAUGGGACUCUCAAGAGUCUCCUCCAGCACCAUAAUUCAAAAGCAUCAAUUCUUCGGCGAUCAGCCUUCUUUAUGGUCCAGCUCUCACUUCCAUACAUCACUACUGGGAAAACCAUAGCUUUAACUAUAUGGAUCUUUGUCGUCAAGGUGAUGUCCCUGCUUUUUAAGAUGCUGUCUAGGUUUGUCAUUGCUUUUCUCCCAAGAAGCAAGAAAUAGUGUAGGAGGGGAAAACUGAUUGGAGUCAGUAGUAGGGUUGCCAUACGUCUGGAAUUUUCCAGAAAUAGCUGGGAUUUGGUUGUUGGAAACAGUACCCAGACGGAAAUCACUGAAAUGUCCAGGAAAAUCGGGACAUAUGGCAACCCAUGUUGGAACUGUAGAUUUUGGCAAAUUUCACUCCCCCCCCCAAGAUUUUGCCAAAAAAGCUCAACAACUUUGGCCCAAAAAAAUCUGCCCAACCUUGGCCUCUCUGCCACCUGGCUUCAACCCAGCACAGUUCCAGGCAAGCUGAGGCAACCCCAGGACUAAGGUGAUUAUUUUGGCUGUGACUGCAUUCAAUAAGUCACUCCUCUGUCCCAUUCACACCCUACAUUGAAAACCUAUGGCUUCCUCCAAAGAAUCCUGGGAACUGUAGUUUACCCCUCACACAGCUAUGGUUCCAAGCACUCAUAACAAACUACAAUUCCCAGGAUUCUUUGAGGAGAAGCUAUGUAUUUUAAAUGUACAGAUGUGGUCCAUGAGUGACAGAGUGCAGCCGUGACAAAAAUAACCACCUCAGUCCUGAACACAUUGGAUGGAUUCGGGAAAGUCACUAUUCUCAUUAGCCACAGCUCACAGGACCUCACUUCUCCCAUAAGUCUUCACUUCUUUCUAGCGUUUUGCCACCCCCCAAUGAAUAAUAAAUUAUAACAAUGGCACAUUUCUCCCUUCAGCGAGCUGCACUUUUCACUUUAGUAUGACUGGGCACUCAACUAGCCAUAUGCAAUAUUAAUAGAUUGUAUUGCAUAAACAGCGCAUCUCUUUUGUAGGGUUAUGCGAAAAAGGGGGUCAAUGGGAAAUUUGUGUGAGCAAGGAGAAAGAAACACUGACUAAGGGUUUUGGGGAUAUGGACUCGAGUGUAAAUUAUUACUCCAUAAAAGAGCUGUCAUAUUCAACCAGCACUUUAUGCUUGUUCCGAUCCUUAGUAAUCAGAUGACAAUUUCAGGAGCCCAUCCUGCCUCUAGUUUUAUGAGGCAUUUUCUUGUUCACUGCUCUUGCUAUGAACAUGAGCAGCAUGUCAAUAGACCUCACUAUGUUGAAAAUCUCAACAGCAAAUGACUGGAAUAUGGAGGAGCGGAAUGACCAGGGCUGGGGGAGAACAAGGAGCAGUGCUGGAUUUAUGUAUAGGCUAAGUAGGCUGAAGCCUAGGGCCUCUAAAUCUAGGGGGGCUCACCAGUCCACCCGCUCCCCAGCGCCACAGUCUCCCCUCUCCCAAAAUUGCAAACCCAAGACUUCAUGCAAGAGCAGGGCAACUUGGGUCUCUCAAUCUAGGGGGCCGUGCCUGUCUGCUCACUCCCCAGCAGGCAACCUCCCCUCUCCCAAAAUUGCAAAUCCAAGACUUCAUGUGAGGGCAUGGCGACUUGGACCUCUAAAUCUAGGGGGCCUCACCAGCCUGUCCUCUCCUCAGUGCCACAGUCUCCCUGCUCCCAAAAUUGCAAACCCAAGACAGGGCAACUCAGGCCCAGCAACUAUGAGACUCAGGGCUAGACAGUGGGGCCCAACUUGAAGUAGUGGGGCGCAACUUGAAUUUUUGUUUUUUGUAGGGCCCCAGUUCACAGCCAAAGUCUGCAGAAUCUUAUAGAUAUAAAUAAAAUCCAUCUAGAUGGCCCUGGUGCGGGGGCCCCCUUAUGAGCAGCGUGCGAGGCCCAAUUUGGCCCAAUUGCUCCAAUUGCCUUAAGGUCAGCCCUGAUGAGACUGUUCAGGGGAUGGACUGACAAGCCCUGCACAUUCUAAGUCCCUGGUGUCACUAUUCAGAGUACAGACUCAAGGACUUGUUAUGGAAAUAAAGGGGGGCACUUAUUGGAAUCAGUUUUGUCACCUCUCCCCACCCCCAAACCCCAAGACAAUGAGCCCAGCUCCUGCCAACCUAGCAAUUCAAAAGCAUGCCAGUGCAAGUAGAUAAACAGGUACCACUGUGGCAGGAAGGUAAAUGACAUUUCCAUGUGGUGUUUUGUUGCACCAGAAGCUGUUUAGUCAUGCUGGCCACAAGACCCGGAAAGCUGUCUGUGGACAAACGCUGGAUCCCUCAGCCUGAAAGUUAGAUGAACGCUGCAACCCCAUAGUCAUCUUUGACUGGAUUUAACCUUAUAUGAUAGACCCACUCUUUAAUUCUACCAGAUAUCUGCAGAGGUUCUUCAUUCCAGAUGUUUUUGUGUGGCUUGUGGGACAGAGGGAAUUUUGUUGUUGUUGUUGGGGGGGGAACAACAACAACAACUAGAAAGUGGUAUGACUUUUUACAAGUCAGGACAUGAAUGCUCUCCAGUUCAUGCUUGUGUUUAUUCCUUGGCAACGGCCUUCUUCAGUUACUGCUACUGCCUCCAUUCCUAUUCCUUCAAUACAUCCCUAGAUAGAAGAAUCAAGAGGAAUGGAAGAUGCAAUGGCUUUUCCAAGCUUUGGUUGUGGGACUGGAUGUUUGGGGAACUUCUCUCCAUUGCGUUUUCUCUUGAUUGAUUUUCUGUGUCCCAAACUGUCAGUGCAACGAGCUUCGCAAAUCAAGAAUCCCCAUUCCCUAAUUAUGCAUGGUUCCUGGACAGAUUUGUGGCUCUGUGGAUGGAUAGCCCAUUUGUGCUGACAUCAUGGAGCAAAGAGGAUGAACCGGUCUUAGGAGAGAGGCUGACUAUGUCAGAUCCUCCAAUCACUUGUCAGGAGUGGCGAUGCAGUUACUUCACAUUUUACACUGCAAUCAUGUUUGAUUGCUUAGAACUGCUUCACACUUCGAGGGUUUGGAAUAGCUACAGGGGCACUACCGCCCUGCUGUUUCCUACAGUAAAUGCCAGGAUGUGCAGGACAGACACACCCCUAAAUCCCCAUUAGAAAAGCGAGUGGAAUCUCCCUUCACAUCCUUGUCAUUGUGACAGGACAAGUCCAGCCCUACCAUUUGACUGAAUGUGGUGGUUGCCUCAGGUAACAGGUGAUGGGGCACAGGGCAAAUGAAGAAGAGACCUUUGUGUGCCACUUGGCCUGCACUGCAACCCUAAGCUAGCCUGCUGCUCUCAGGUGGGAUGUACUGUCACUUUGUUAGUGUUGAAGUAAGAAUCUCAGCUGCCAAUCUGGUCAAUUUUGGUAUGGAACCAUAGUGGGGGAGCCAUCUUCUCUCCUGCUCUAGGCAUGAAGAUGUCAUGUCCUAGCCCUGUGGUAAAGGGAUCCUGCACAAGAUAAUUAGCUAGAAAGAGAAUGCUAGAAAUGCUCAGAUAUGGGUAUAUAUUAGGGUUUGCCAUAUUUCAAAAAGUGAAAAUCUGGACACAAAAGCUGUUGAUAUUAUUAUUAUUAUUAUUAUUAUUAUUAUUAUUUUGCAAAAUCUCAAAAAACAAAAAGAAUUUUUUGGACCAAAGUUGUGGAGCUUAUCUUUUUUCUUUUGGCCAAAAUUGUUGAGCUUUUUCCGAUGACCGAAUCCUGCUAGGUUCAGGAAAUUCUGGACGUAUGGCAACCUUAGUAUAUAUAUACACAGGUUAUCUUUAUCUAUCUCUACCCAUAUGCAUAUAUUUAGGUACAUUUUAUCUCUGUCUCUAUCUCUAUCUAUUUAUCCAUCAAUCAAUCUAUCUGCAUGGAUUAUAAUUUAUUUUCCCGCCCAGGCUUGCUCUGUGAUCAAAGCUGAAGAAGAACGAAUACUUUGCAUGCCUGUUCUACCAGGUUUUUUCCCCUUUUCUCCCCCCACAGGUCAACAUGCCUUCCUACACUAGGCCGCAUCCUCGUAAGAUCAAGACACUUUUGCCAUGCUUUAUUUUAGUCGAGGUAAGAAAACACUCAAAGUGCUAUUGUGGAAUUACCCGUUUAUGUUUCUGAAAGAGUAAUAAUAAAAAAGAACCUCUCUUGAAAGAAACACCCUCAGAUUUAUCACCGGGCUUUCAGUGAGCUCAAGGAGCCAUUAUUGUGUUGUUACAGCAUGCUAUCUUUUUACUAGCAAUCACUUUCCACGGCCAUAAACGGUCCCGUUCCUGCGUUAUUAUUGUUUUGUUCUUUGAAGGCAGGAGAAAUAGGAGUCCUGUUCACUGACUUUGCCCCUUGGCAAUUUACAUGGGUCUGGGUGGGAUGCAGUGGGGUGGAGUGGGGGUUGACUUUGGCUUCAAUGCUUUUGAAGUGAUAGAUUAAGCAAAAUCACCACAAAUAAAAAAUGGUGCCAUAAAUAGAGGUGCAGAGCAUUAUUCAUUGUGCGUUAUAUUGCAUGGCUCAAUCUUGAGAGCUACUAUUGGAACAAAUAAGGGAAUUUAUUUUGUUGAAUGCAGUGCUAUUUUUCUAGAAAAAGAGGUGCCAGAACUCGCCAUGAAUGCCUCCCUUAUAAUGGCAGUGGCGCCAACCUGAGAGGUGCCAAAACUGAGUUCCGGUGAGUUCCAGCUGAAAAAAAAGCCCUAGUUGAAUGUAAUCCACAAACUUAGUUGAAUACCACCCACUGGGGUUACUCUGAGUAUUACUAAUGUUGGAUAUCACCUAAUUUUUUUUUACUAUGCAUUCUAAAGGGAAACUCCUUAAUCGUUUUGGAGGUGUUAUUUUUAUGUGCACUAACAUAAUAGUUUGCUAUGGUGUAGCAAAAUGUUGGGUACAGACAACACAAGAAUCCUGUUCAGGGCUUCUCCAUAGUAAGGGGCUGGAUCUAGACACAUUAAAAAUGUGUUUCAGGAAAACAUGUUGUAAACUUCAUAAUGGGAAAUCACGUUGGCGAAAGACGGGACUCCACAGCGCCAUCUGGUGUCACAGUGUUAUAACACAUAUAAAACACUUUUUCUUCUGAGAGCCAGGGUGGUGUAGUAUUUAAGAGCGGUAGUCUCAUAAGCUGGGGAACCGGGUUCGCGUCUCCGCUCCUCCACAUGCAGCUGCUGGGUGACCUUGGGCUAGUCACACUUCUUUGAAGUCUCUCACCCUCACUCACCUCACAGAGUGUUUGUUGUGGGGGAGGAAGGGAAAGGAGAAUGUUAGCCACUUUGAGACUCCUUAAAGGGAGUGAAAGGCGGGAUAUCAAAUCCAAACUCUUCUUCUUCUUCUUUACUAAUGAGUCCAGGGUAAAUGUGUGGAGUCGGAAGCAGCAGGACCACACUACUGGGCCUCCUGCUUGCCAUACAUACACAUUCACACAAUGUUCACAAAGGGGCAUCUGUAAAACACAUAGCGCUACAUUUGUUGACAGUCCAUGCAACUGCAACUUCCAGUUGCACAGGUUCCCAGCACCUGCAUACUUAGAUCUGUGCACAUGUAGAAGAUCCUUUGCCGUUUUUGCACUGAGCACACAUACAUCACACUGAAGGACCAGUGGCACAUACAAAAUUGAGGGAGGGCCAGUCAUGUGGUCCUACUCUUCCUUUUCCAGACAUUUGCCCUAAAUGUGGAGAAGGUCUGAAGUAGGGCUAUAGCGAUAGUCCAUUUAAUGCUUUGCACCAAUCCCUCGUUUUAUAAAACACUAUUCUUAUUACCAGAGUUAUAAAAAAGGUUUCAAGGAAUGCAUCUGCAGCCAGAAUUAAAUGCGGCAGGAGCUGGAUGGCUUCUAUGCAAAACAAAAGACCUGCACCCUCUCCUCUUUUUCUCUCCCCCAGUAAUGUCUACAGCAGUUUCAUCACAUCAUGUGCUUUGUAGUACUGCAAUGUAAUGCUACAAAGCACAUGAUGUGAUGAAACUGAAUACCAGGCUUCCCUGGUUCUGGAACUGGCAGCCAAUGCAGUGGUUCUAUAGUACUAAAUGUUACUGGGUGAAGGAGGAAUAGACGAUAUGGCACUGCCUGCUACCACUGGCAGAGCCUCACCUCACAUCUAGUUGUGGCUUGAGGAAAACGGGGAGAAACAAAGAGAUAAAGCCAGAAGAAAAGUGUAUUUAGGCCAUUCUUUUCAAGCACUAUUCACUGGCAGGAAAACCCAGAAAACCUCACAAAUAAAAGCAAGGACAACAUUACCUUCAUAUUGUUGAAUCAGCUGUAAGUUGUCCAACUUAAUUUGGUUCUUGGCAAGGAAAAUAGCUUAAGAUUCAGUGGGAAAUGGUUGCAUAAAAAACUCUGCAGAGUGCAUAAGUGAAUCACAGAUCGAUGACCUGUCAGCUUUCCUGAAGAGGCUUAAAAAAAAAUACACCUCAAUCUAGCAAACACAUUCCACAUUUAAUAGAGCUGUUGUGUGUGUGGAAUGUUUGUCCUUCAGGCUCCUACAUGAACCUGCUACAACACUGAAAAUAAGGGUGGAAGAGUCUCUCAAUUUUGGUUUAUCCUAGAGUCUCCUAUUACCCAGUCUUAAAUUCCAUUUGCUCCAUUUCAGCAGAAGUUUGUACCAUAUUUUUCGCUCUAUAAGAUGCACCAGACCACAAGACGCACCUAGUUUUUGGAGGAGGAAAACAAGAAAAAAUAUAUUCUGAAUCUCAGAAGCCAGAACAGCAAGAGGGAUUGCUGCUCAGUGAAAGCAGCAAUCCUUCUUGCUGUUCUGGCUUCUGGGAUAGCUGCGCAGCCUGCAUUCGCUUCAUAAGAAGCACACACAUUUCCCCUUACUUUUUAGGAGGGAAAUAGUGAGUCUUAUAGAGCAAAAAAUACAGUAAUAUUUCUUCGAGGUCCUCGCCUAAAAUCUUCACAGUGAGGUCUCUCCAUGCUUUGCCAUUCUUUGGAGGGAUUGGAUGAAGGAAAGAAUGUCAAGCUUGCAUGGUGGAAUUGACUAUUGUGAAAUGAGUUCAACGAUUUAAGACAUAGCAAGUGAAAGUCAAAUAUCUCCAUGGAAAAGGCUGACCUGCUCCAAUAUAUCUGGGAGUGAAAGGGAAGAGCUUUUAGCUCAUAAAGUGUGGCUUCCAGGUAGCCUUAAGCCCCGACAUCUCUUUUUAACGACUUAAGUAUAGAUGCUUCCCUAUCUAUUCCCUGCUUGGAGCCUGUAAAAUCCAGCUAAAUGCAUUUUACUGGAUUCUACAGCCAUGCACGCAGAAGUGAAACUGUGGUUUGAAUGUUGGCGAGGCACUGCUGGCAGCUGCUAUAGUCAAUGUGUCCUUGUACAUAUUGAUUUUUCUAAGUGACAUGUUAGAGCUGGCUUCUUGGACUUCCUAUGUGCUUUAAUUAUCUGGGUUUUAUGAUGUACCUGGGUUUUUUGAAAAAGCAUCUUCUGAGCUGUUGAUGCUAACAGAUUCAUUCAUAAGGUUUUCUGCCCCUGCAAUUAAAGGCUUGAUCUAGAGUACAAAGGGUGUUUCACAUGAGUACUAAGGUAUGCAUUUGUGUCUAGCCAAAACUACGGAUAUGUUGUUUCCCAUUGCAUUAAGAUACAGUAGUACAUCUGAGAUGGCAUGGGUAAGCAAACUAAGGCCCGGGGGCCGGAUGCGGCCCAAUUGCCUUCUAAAUCCAGCCCACGGACGGUCCGGGAAUCAGCAUGUUUUUACAUGAGUAGAAUGUGUCUUUUUAUUUAAAAUGCACCUCUGGGUUAUUUGUGGGGCAUAGAAAUUUGUUCAUCCCCCCCCCCAAAAAAAAUAUAGUCCGGCCCCCCACAAGGCCUAAGGGACAGUCGACCGGCACCCUGCUAAAAGGUUUGCUGACUCCUGUCUGAGAGUAUAGCCCAGCUAUUAACACAGUAUCAUUUUCUGCAACACUCUGUAUAUAUGAAAUCUGUUCUCCCAAUCUGCACAGAAUUUGUUCUGUGACAACCCCUUACAAGUAUUCAUGUCUAGAAAGCAGAACAGUAGCAUCUACUCUUGCUUUUGGAGAGGGGUGAAGGAGAAAUUUAGUUUACCUCACAUUAUGAUGCAAACCUACUCAAUUUGCACUUCCUGAAACUCAAUUUGCACUUCCAAAACAUAUGAAAGCUCCCAUGUUGGGGAAUUCAGCUUUCCAUGAACCAAGCAAUUCCACAGCCAUUUAUUUGAUUUCACAGGCAUUUUCUGCAAGUUGUCGCAGAAAUGGCUGUGAGCCUGACAAUGGAAAGCAGGCUUCCCCAAUGUAGGACCUUCCAAAUGUUUGAACUACUACUCCCAUUAAUCCCAGUCAACAUGUCCAAUAGCCAGGGAUGAUGGGUGCUGAAGUUCAGCAACAAAGACUCUACCACAAGAGUCGAGAACAUUCCCCCCCAUCUAGAAUUGCUUUUUCUUGGGAGUUAAUCUCCUGGGGGCCAUUUGCCAUCAGUCGGUGGGGCCGUAAAACAGUACUGGACAGAGCCUGUGCCCCAAGUUGGUGGGGCCAGAGCCAAAAGUGGGAAGGGCACCAUUUUCCCUUCUCUAUUUUUCUGCCACCUCUUUUAUAUCUCACCAUGGUUGGAUAGUGUUCUCGAAGCUACAAACAUGAAUCUGACCAAACUGCGGGAGGCAGUGGAAGACAGGAGUGCCUGGCAUGCUCUGGUCCAUGGGGUCACGAAGAGCCGGACACGACUAAACGACUAAACAACAACAUGUCAGAAUGAUUCAGCAUGCUUUGUCCUGAGCCACAAGGACUUUGCUGCAAACAUAUAAAUUGGUUCAGAACUGUGCCCAUUGAUAGGUUGCCAUUUAAUUUAUUUUUUUUCAACAUUGUGCUGAUAAAUGCCAGAAAUCGAAGGUGUUGGAGAUAUCUUUCAAGAGGCUGAAACAUGGAACGGAUGAGUAAAUUCCAACCGAAGUUUAUAAAUAACUGAAAGGCCACUGUGCAGCACAGCACACCCAGAACCCACUUUGAGGUGAUUACAUGGAAGACAAAUUGCAGGAUACAUUAUCAGAGGCAGUUUGUGCUCUUCAAAGUGAACACGGCUAGAUCAUUUUUCUUCUGGAGUUGGAUAACACUGGAAACAAGAAGCUGUUUUUACUUGUCUUUGAUUGAGAUGGGAGACAAUAUGGUGCUGGACUUUCAUGAUAUCUGAUGGAGGGGAGAAAUGGAGUUCUCUUCCCAAUUUGACCAUUGGUAAGGCAAAAUAUAGGCAAAGUCUGGAUGUAAAAUCACAUUUUUUGUGAUAUAAGAGUAAAUACUCUACAACUGCUUGCCUUUACUCUGAAGGUGCACUCCUCCAUUGUUUCCCGAGACAGACGGAUGCCAACAACUCACACACCUAUUAGAUAUACACACAAUUCAAGUGAUUGUUGAUCAUGAUUCAUACUCAUUAUUCUACUCUGGGUAUGACUAACAUUGACUAUUACCAUAUGUGUGUGGUACACACACACACACACACACACACACACACACACACACACACUUACUCAAAGUUUCCAAAAUUACACUUUCCAAAGAAUGAAAAUUAGGUGUAUUCAUGGAAGACUGAAAAUAUCAGGAGGAAGGAUUUAUCUGUGCAGUUGUAUCUGGGGGUUAUAUCAGCUGGGUAAGGUUAGGAUUACUACCAAAUUCUGUAUGUUUCUGCAAUUUGAAAUUAUGAUGCCAGCAUAACUUUAGAUUUGUGUGAAGGGAAAUUGGGUAGAGUUGAGGGUGGGAUGCAAGAAGAUCAGCUUAGUCCAGUAAGGACCUCAACCUAGGCUGGUGCGAGAUUGCAAAACAGCUGACAUACAACGAAAUGCACAUUCAUAGGAGUCCAUUCAUCCAGAGUUCUUUUUUCUAUUGCGUCUUUAACUUUGCUACUGAGGGAGCAUCGGGGGAGCUAUGCUGCUACAAAAUGUAGUGUACUGGUCGCCAUCAUAUAGCUAAAAGGGUCUCUCAGUUCAUGUCCUCAUGGCCCGAUCCUGUGAGUGCUUACUCAGAAGGAAAUGAACUGUCCAAUAAGUGUCCAUGGGAUUCACCCAAAGUCCCAUGGGAAACAUGAUCUUUAAAUUAGCUAUGGUCAACAUCUUUCAUUGGUUUUGAACUACAUGCACACUUUACUUUUAAAGUACAUUUCACCUCUCAAAGAAUUCUGGGCAUUGUAGUUUGUUAAGAGUUGCUGGCAAUUGUAACUCCACAAGGGGUAAACUCCAGUGCCCAGAAUUCUUUGAGGGGGGGAAGUGUGUUUUGAAUGGGCGUUAAAAGUAAAAUGUGUGUACACAGCCUUAGUGGGACUCUUGUCACAAGAGACUGAGCUAUUUUCUAAUGAAAUUGGAUUUACCCAAGAAAUAUUUUAGAGUUUUCUUCAAGGCAAACAUGUCUCUGUUUCUAUGGCAAUGGUCAUUUGCAAAGUGGUGAGAACAGAACAUACUGUGCCCAGAACUUGACCAUUGGGCCUGCAGAAGAGAGACGUACACUACCACAGAUUAAAUUCUGUCUAAUAAUAAUAAUAAUAAUAAUAAUAAUAAAACACAAGCAGAUAUUCACAAAAUUACUUCGUGCUCAAAACUGUUAAUCUUAAACAUUAAAUAGGCACCCAGGAUACUUAGAAAUACAUAUAUAUGUGUUUGUGUGUCACAUGGUGAUUCUAGUAUAACUGAUGUCCUAUCUGCAGAGAUGCAUUGCAUUUUCUUCACAGCAAAAUAUAAUGCAUGGGUUGCCCAGAAAACAUCUUUCUUGAAAUAAGAGUGUGACUUUGAAGGAAGAUGUUUAGACCAUGAGUAAACAGCAACUAAUCAAUGUGCACUUAAUCUGCACCCAAACUGAUUCUGAAGAAAGGCCUUGACAUUGUCAUAAUAAAUUCAAUAAAUUCAGAAUCAAUAAUUUCCAGAUAAACUUGGAGAGCUCACUCAUCGCCUGUACUGAGAUCCUACCAAAUCCAGGCCUACAAACUGGAGGCUCCAUCCACUGUCCUGGACAAAGGCUCUGAAUGUAAACUAAUAUUUUGCAUCUCUCAUUCUUGCGGACAAGUAUGUCAGCACUAAUCUCUGCCAGCAAUUAAUGGAUUUGGCAGACUGAUAAUUGAUAAUGAGGGAGAUCUUAAAAGCAGAUUCAAAAGAGAGAUAGAACUCACCCAUAGUAAUUCUAUGUAUAUUUCAUAAAGGAGAUCUCAGAGAAGAAAUCAUACCCCCUUCUGCCCUCUCUGUGGUUGUCUCUCUCUCGCUUUUGUCAAGACCCCAGGCCUUUUUGUACAGUACAGCCAUGUGCUGAUGUUGCACUAAUUAUCUAGACUGCCUAGUGGGCUGUGUUAUUUGAACUUACGACUGGAUGAACUUAAGGAAGGGGGAGGGGAGAGGAAUCUUCCGGUUGAGUCAUUUUUGAUUUCACAUUCAUUUUAAUGCAGUUUACAUUGUAAAUUUGAUAUACGGCAGCAGCUAUUCUUGUUUGCCAUUGUUGGACAGAGCAAGACAUUAUUAGAAAACGUGAAGCUAUAUCUGACUCUGCCUGAUAUUUUAACUUUUAAGAAUGGCGGCAAAUUGUUAUUGGAAAUGAACUGAGAAAUUAAGCUUUGAGGUCACAUAAUGUGGCAAUGAAUAUUUCAGAGGAAGCUAUCCGUACUGAGUGUUUACUGAGAGCAGAGCUAUGAAGGCUGUGGGGCAAAUGAGUGAGGAUUACAAAAGAUGAAUUUCCCUCAUAAGUUUUUAUUUAAGUUCCAGCCAGUAAGACCAGAGGUAGAUGAGACUUAUUUUCAAAACUGAGAACCAUAAUACAUUGCCAUCUGAAUUCCUCCUGAUGUUGCUGGAAUCCAACUCCGUAUAACCUCAGCCAGUAUUGCCAGUGCUCAGACAUUAUAGAAUGUCCAGCAAGAUUGGAGAUGGCCCCAGGUUCCCAGCCCUACCUGUGAACUGUGUUGAGCAAGGUGGAGCCUGACAUUUGAGGGGAAUUAGAUCAAGUAAGAAAAGCAAUGACAAACCUAGACAGCAUCUUAAAAAGCAGAGACACCACCUUGCCAACAAAGGUCCGUAUAGUUAAAGCUAUGGUUUUCCCAGGAGUGAUGUAUGGAAGUGAGAGCUGGACCAUAAAGAAGGCUGAUCGCUGAAGAAUUGAUGCUUUUGAAUUAUGGUGCUGGAGGAGACUCUUGAGAGUCCCAUGGACUGCAAGAAGAUCUCCAUUCUGAAGGAAAUCAGCCCUGAGUGCUCACUGGAAGGACAGAUCCUGAAGCUGAGACUCCAAUACUUUGGCCACCUCAUGAGAAGAGAAGACUCCCUGGGAAAGACCCUGAUGUUGGGAAAGAUGGAGGGCACAAGGAGAAGGGAACGACAGAGGACGAGAUGGUUGGAUAGUGUUCGCAAAGCUACCAGCAUGAGUUUGACCAAACUGCAGGAGGCAGUGGAAGACAGGAGUGCCUGGCAUGCUCUGGUCCAUGGGGUCAUGAAGAGUCGGACAUGACUAAACGACUAAACAACAACAACAAAGCUCAAGUAAAUGGCUGCAAUAGGAUCACCUCAGCCUGCUUGGAUGACCAGCUGCUUCAAAUAUGCUUGGACAACAACAAUAUGAUGGUGAGGAGCUGAUCCAGACAAGAUGGCACUCCACUGCCAGAAACCAUCUGGACCAGCUUCAACACUGGUGAUCCUCCACAUCCGAGACAGCAGAGCCCAGGAGAAGGGGAUGUGGCAACAGAAGGGGAUGGUGGAGGGCUCAGGAGGAACAAUGAAGGGCUAUUGCUGCCCCUGGGCAUCUGUCCCCUAAGGCGAUUCCCUCACUCUCCCUAACAGUAGUGUUGGCCCUGGGUCUAAUUUAGCAGCUAAUGAGAAAAAUUUGGAAGAAACAUUUUAGAUCUUUCUCCAUUGAGGCUAGGCUAAGGAAGAGCCAAUGUUGCUUUGGAACCAGCUGAUGGUCCAGGUUCCCGGAGCAAUCCUGUAGUAGAGCCAGUGUGGUGUAGUGGUUAAGAGUGGUAGUCUUGUAAUCUGGUGAACCGGGUUCGUGUCCCCGCUCCUCCACGUGCAGCUGCUGGGUGACCUUGGGCUAGGCACACUUCUUUGAAGUCUCUCAGCCUCACUCACCUCACAGAGUGUUUGUUGUGGAGGAGGAAGGGGAAGGAGAAUGUUAGCUGCUUCGAGACUCCUUAGGGUAGUGAUAAAGCAGGAUAUCAAAUCCAAACUCCUCCUCCUCCUCCUCCUCUUCUUCUUCUUCUUCUUCUUCUUCUUCUUCUUCUUCUACUACUACUACUAUCUGCUAAGCCUGUACAUUCCUAAAUAAAGCAUUACAAAGGCAUCAAGAGUCCCUGCUUCCUCUUGCAAGGAGAGUUACAGCACCUGCUGUGGCUGCAAAGGCCGAUACAGGAGAGACAUGUUUUAUUGCAGGUGGGUUAGAUGGAAGUGCCCGGUUGUGCUAAUGUCGGUGUACUAUGGCAUUUCUUCUUUCUAUGGACCUCCCAGUGGUCAUUCUGCCCCUGAUCACUGCUGUGGAUAUUGUAUGCGACCUAGUACUGCGGCUGUCUACAAAGGAUUACUACAUGGUGUGGUUAAUGUCCCCAGGCUUCAUGCCAUUUUUGCAGACAUCUUUGUAAUGCAGACUUGGUCUGGCGACAGACCUGUUGCCUGAAGUCAGUUCCCUGACAUCCCUGACAGUUUGGGAUCCUGAUAUCUUCCAUUCCGUGGACAUGGCCGAGUCAGCAUAGAUGUCGCUGAGCCAGGACUUUGAACAUGCUGGGAAUGUGGACUUGGGGAAAGUUCACCUUUCUUUGAGACAUUGCCCUGCCAUGUGAUGCCCAGAAUCUUCAAAGUAAAACCAAUACCCUCAUUACAAAAAAUACAUUUGUUGCGCUAGGGUGAUGGGAGGCUUAAAUCUGCUUUAACUGAACAAACCUAAAUUUGCAGUAUGCGCUUUGAAUUCCUUCUGCAAAAUAGCGACUGUCUGUAGGCGGCCUAAAAAUCGGGGUAGACUUACGUUGGUAGGAGCUUUGCUGCUCAGUCGCCCUAGAAUAUAACGACUCAUUAGAAGAGUGAGAUGGAAAGUUCAGAACUCCUUCCUGAAGCUUUGAUUGAUUUGGGCAAUAUAUAUAAACUGCAAAAUCAAUGGGAAACAGUCUGAAAUGCGUCUUUCUGCUGACAAAGUGGCCCCUUGCACUAAUGACAAUCUAAGCAGUAAAAGUGCUGGCAGGUUCUGUGUGGAUGUGAUGUUAAGUCAUUUGCCAGGGAGGCAUGCAGGCUUGAUUCAAGGGCUUAAAAUCACUCUCAGAGCAGAAAAGAGGAAUCCAGUGGCAUUUUCAUUGUAACGCUGAUAGUUGUGGCUCUGAGUUUACAUCGUAUGGGAAAAAUAAAAAGGAUACUCUUUCAGAAUUGUAGGGUUUGGGAUUUUUUUGCAGGUGUAUCCUGCAACAUGUCAUUGAUGCAGUAAAUAGUGUGCUUAUAAACUGCUUUGAGGUUUUUCCUACAAUCAAGCAGUGUCUAAAUUUUAUGAACUAAAUAAAUGAAUGUUGUCUCAAUGCAGUGCUGCUGCAAAGCAGUUGAAGAAUUCAGAUGAAGGGUUGUGGAAAGGUCUUUUUCUUUCCUGAGUUGGAGUCAUGUUGAUGUUGUUUAGUCGUUUAGUCAUGUCCGACUCUUCGUGACCCCAUGGAGCCAGGCACUCCUGUCUUCCACUACCUCCCACAGUUUGCUCAAACUCAUGCUGGUAGCUUCGAGAACACUAUCCAACCAUCUCGUCCUCUGUCGUUCCCUUCUCCUUGUGCCCUCCAUCUUUCCCAACAUCAGGGUCUUUUCCAGGGAGUCUUCUCUUCUCAUGAGGUGGCCAAAGUAUUGGAGCCUCAGCUUCAGGAUCUGUCCUUCCAGUGAGCACUCAGGGCUAAUUUCCUUAAGAAUGGAUAGGUUUGACCUUCUUGCAGUUCAUGGGACUCUCAAGAGUCUCCUCCAGCACCACAGAAUCAUAGAAUUGCAGAGUUGGAAGGGAAGCCAAGGAUCAUCAAGUCCAGGGUUUCCAAAACUUGAGUCUCCAGCUGUUUCUAUUCUAAAAAAUUCCAAUCAUCCCUAACCACUGGACCUGCUAGCUAGGGAUGAUGGGAGUUGUAGUUCAAAAACAACUGGAGACCCAAGUUUGGGAAACCCUGAUCUAGUCCAGCCUCCUGCAAUGCAGGAAUCGUUUGCCCAGUGUGGGGUGUACUGUUUGUCAAUGUCGAUGUGGCUCAUUGUGAGACUCUGCCCCAUCGGCCUUGCUGUGUACCUGAACAACAAAGUUUCCAGGCAAAACUACAGCAUUCCUGCAUCUAACCAUUGCUGUGGUAAGUCUCCAGAAGGCAUGAAAUUCAUUCUGAGAAGGUGCUUUUCAUUGAUUCUUCUGUUCAGCUUUUGCAAAUGGGCAUUCCUCCUAGUAGGGAUGCGAGUGGUGCUGUGGGUUAAACCACAGAGCCUAGGACUUGCCGAUCAGAAGGUUGGCGGUUCAAAUCCCCUCGACGGGGUGAGCUCCCGUGGUUUGGUCCCACCUCCUGCCAACCUAGCAGUUCGAAAGCACAAAGUGCAAGUAGAUAAAUAGGUACCGCUCCAGCGGGAAGGUAAACAGCGUUUCCGUGUGCUGCUCUGGUUCGCCAGAAGUGGCUUAGUCAUGCUGGCCACAUGACCCAGAAGCUGUACGCUGGCUCCCUCGGCCAAUAAAGCCAGAUGAGCGUCGCAACCCCAGAGUCGGUCACGACUGGACCUAAUGGUCAGGGGUCCCUUUACCUUUUUAUUCCUACUAGUACAGAGGAAUUGUGUCUUCAAGAGCCUACGGGUUGCUUCAUGUGGUCCUUGAGACCACUGUAGUAGGUAGGGGCUGAUAUUUCAUUUGAAGUAAGAUGACAGUUUGAUACGGUAACUGUUUCUAUGGUGGUAGCCUGAGUGUUUGAAAAAAGUUAUUUGAGGUAAUAGAGGUAGGCAGAAAAUGCAGUACUGGGACUGUUGGUAUUCAUUUUGUGGUGGCCUUGUAGGCAUCUUUCUGCUGAACCAACAGAGAGCCUCAUUUUUCAAUUUACAGAGAAAAUUAUAAUAUUGUCAACCAGCCCACAUAAAAAACCCUGAGUAGUUUGUUGAAUGAAGAUAAAAUUAAUCACUUCGCAUGUUUCUUAUGGGCAUCAGUAAAUCAGAUUGCAAAUGUGUACUGUACUGUCACCAAAGAUUAAGCAUAAAGCUGUUGUCAGAUGUAUAUUUUAUAGCCAGUGAAAUAUUGCUAAGAAAUAGAGUUCUGUUCCUUAUAAUUGUAGUAUACAAUAUUGCUGACUUUUUGCCUCAGGGUCCCCUUUUACCUCAGUUAUGUACAAAAUGGGCCCAGCUUGAUUGUCUGUUACACAGUAUUCAUUUAUUGACAUAAUUAAUUCCAUUUAAGAAUCAUUUCCCAAAGAAUGUCUCAAAGCAAUUUCACAAUAAAAACACCAGCGAUAAAAAAACCCAAACAGUUUGAUAUAUGAAAACAAUUAUAACAUAUGUCAAAACAAUUUAAAUCCAACACAGAUGCAAACUGGGAUAGCACUUUUAUUUAUUUGCAUUCAUUGAUUGAUUACGUUGUAUGUACAGUAUUUAUAGGCCACCCUAUAUCAAUCUUUUUUUUAAAGGAAUGCUACGUUAAACAAAAAUGCACUGGACCUAAUCUGUCUUAAUGUCUCCCGUCUUCGCUUAAAACAGUUAGUAAUGAAUAGUGGAAUGUAAGGAUCAGGUUUCAAGGUCCAAUGCAGAGGGGAGGGGGACUUGUGCAAGUUUCAUACAAGUUUAAACUUAUUCAGCAGAAACUAAACUUGGAAAAGUGCUAGGUUCUGGUCAAAACAGAUGAGCUGUGUCAGCCCUGUUAUAUCCUAACCACAAAAGUGUGCAGAAUCUCUUGGUACCUCUGGUGCAUAUCAUUUUCUGAUCCUUAGAAAGUACCUGAAGCAGCAGAAACUGACAGGAUUAGCCCCCUCCCCUUUUUAAAGUUUCUGUACAAUGAGAAAAUCAGGGCUGCCCCUACCAUUAGGCAAAGUUAGGCAGUCUCCUUUGACAAACAGUGGCAGCAAGAUGGUGGAAGACUAAGAUGGUGGAGGACUGAACUGGGUGUGCAACUGUUCCCCAUAAAGUGGCCCUGCUGCCUUCAGGUGUGGUGAUGUUAGGGACUGGACUGAGCAGGAAUGGUGGAGGCCGCCUCCCCUUCCUGAACCUUCCUGAGAAGAGGAAGACUGUAUAGAUUUACAGCAGUGGUUUGCAGAAGGUCAUGACUCUGAGAUAGAAGGACAGAGCUGGGAGAUAAUGGAAGGGGAGGAGAAAGAAGCAGCAGAGCCAAAACAGCUGGUGGACACGUUAUCAUUAGAAAGCAUUCCUGACGCCCCUACUCAUAGAACCAGGAGGGCUGUUAAAGUGGAAGUGCAGAAAGCAAACAGACAAAGGGCCUUACGCAGCCACUGUAUAAAGGGUGACACCACAGGCGAUGGAGAGUAAAAGGGGGAAGAAGAUUACUUGGAGAAAUGCCAUGAAUGAAUGAAUCUUUAUUUGUGUCUGUCAUCGGCCAUAGCAAUAAAACAACAAUAUGAUAUACAAAGAACAGAAAUAAAAAAGUCAUUAAAUAAAAUACAUUUUAGGGUUUGGAAUCAAUAGUCAAAUAGUGGAUCUUAUUCUGAUUGCCCCAGCUAAAAAACCUUGCAACCUUUGCUGUCACCUGUUCAUCUUGAUCUGCUAAGAGAAAGGACACUGUGGCAGUGGUUGGGCAACCCAGAAUGGACAAUAAAAGAGGGGUGAUAAUCUCAUUCCUCAAGCCUUUAUAAAGAGUGCAAGCCAGAAGGGCAGGCACCAUCAAUUUGGUACUGCCAUCUCCACAGGGACAUAAGCGUUUUUUGUGUGGAAUCUGUUGGAAUCGUCCCUCAAGUACAGCCGAGGGCAAUAUAUUCCAUCUUGCAAGAGUAAAAGCAUGUCUAUAUUUUAGAAUUGCUAGGUUAUGCAAUUGAUUAAUAGGGACUACAUUCCUUUCUCUGUGUGUGUAAAUCCAGAAUAAAUUACGUGGUAAGGACUCUUCUUGUUACCUGCUUUGUUUUGCUGCCACCGGGGGAGGGAAAGGAUUCCUUGAACCUUGACAGGUGGAUGCAGCCGCUGUGUUGAAGUUAGAAACAUGUGAUGGAACUGCAGGAGAAGGCGCCAUCUUGCUUCUUACUUCAGGCAACAAAAUGCCUCGGUUCAGUCCUGAAAAUACAGGAGACUUGUGCUGGUUUUUUGAAACACAUUUUUCUUUACCAAUAUUUUGAUUGACUGGAAAACAAGUACAGUGGUACCUCAGGUUACAUAUACUUCAGGUUACAUACACUUCAGGUUACAGACUCCGCUAACCCAGAAAUGGUGUGUCAGGUUAAGAACUUUGCUUCAGGAUGAGAACAGAAAUCAUGCUCCGGUGGCGCGGCAGCAGCAGGAGGCCCCAUUAGCUGAAGUGGUGCUUCAGGUUAAGAACAGUUUCGGGUUAAGAACGGACCUCCGCAACGAAUUAAGUAUUUAACCCAAGGUACUACUGUACGCAGGUAGACAAUCCAAAGGCAGCAUCAAGGGCGCUGCCUACUAUGGCUUUGGAGAUGAAUAAGGCCUAGUCCUCUUUUCUUGGGUCUUGUACACUGGCUCUAUGAUAUGAUCUAUGAUCCCCACAGAUAUGUCCCCAUUAGUGCAUAAGAGGAAUGGGAAGCUAAUGGUCCUUCAGAUGUUGUUGACUUCCAACUCCCAUAAGCCACUGCCAGCAUGACCUAUAUUUUGGAAUGAUGGAAGUUGUUGCUCAACAACAUCUGGAGAUUCACAAGUUCCCCAUCCCUGGUAUCUAGAAAUGACUUGAUGUGGGUAUACAUUCUGGAGUAAGUGAAAAACAAAACAGAAAUAACAACACCAGAACAGAAGGGCUGAAUUAGACCAAAGGUCUAUCUAAUCCAGCAAACUGUGUCCCAGUGGCAAACCAGAUGCAUGAGGGCAUUUCCUAUUGGUAUUCAGAAGCAUGCUAUUCCUGAUCCUAGAGGUGGCAUAUUACCAUCAUGACUAGCAGCCAUUGAUAAGCUCAUCCUCCAUAAAUUCAGGGCGUUUUUAAUCUGGAACUAUCUGGAACUCAGUUCUGGCACCUCUCAGGUGGGCACUAUUGCCAUUCUAAGAGAAUAAGGGAGGUGCUCAUCGUGAGUUCUGGAACCCCUUUUUCUAGAAAAAUAGCACUGCAUAAAUUUGUCUAAUCCCCAAAGCCAUCAAGGAUGGUGGCUGUAAGCUAGGGGCCUUAACCCAAACCCUGAACAUCGCAUGAUAAGCCUAGAAGUCACAGGAGAUUAAUUUUUUUUUAAAGCCAUGGAAGAGAAGAAGAAGAAGGGUUUGGAUUUGGAUUUGAUAUACCACUUUAUCACUACCCUAAGGAGUCUCAAAGCGGCUAACAUUCUCCUUUCCUCCCCCCCCCCACAACGAACAUUCUGUGAAGUGAGUGGGGCUGAGAGACUUUAGAGAAGUGUGACUAGCCCAAGGUCACCCAGCAGCUGCAUGUGGAGGAGCGGAGACGCGAACCCGGUUCCCCAGAUUAUGAGUCUACCGCUCUUAACCACUACACCACACUGGCCAUAUAGCUAAAAUGCUGUUCAUGAAGUGAUUUCUGAAUUUCUAUGAUGUAGUCCCAUGAGUUUUUCAGUAGUUUUUUUCAGUGAUGUUGGAUAAAAUGAGAAUUUUAAAAUAUAGCUGAUCUUUCUUUUUUUUAAAAAAAUGAAAAUGAAAAUGAGGCAACCAGGAGCCUAAUAAGAGUGGUGGCAAGAGUUCUGGGCCUCAUGUUUCCUGCCUGCCUGCCUUUGUAAGUGCGUGUGAAAGAAAGAGUUCAAACGCUACCAUUGAGAGUACAUGAAGUCAGUAUGGGGAGAAGGGCUCACAGUCUCACAGCAAAUAGGAACUAGAAAGGUUUUUGUGAAGUCAUGGAAAAAUGGCCUUCACACAUCUUCCCAGAAAUAAUGAAGCCAGUCUCCUCAGUUACAGUUAGCUUGGACUCAGACAUUUGUCUUCAUUUUUCUCAUAAUUGGCUGGGCAUAGGUAUCAAUUUUCAAGCAAAGGGCUUAAGGCCUCUACAGAAGUGUCGGGAAUUGAAAGUUAAUGUGUGCCCAUGGACAGCUAAAUAUUGAGAGAGAACAUAAAUCUCCACACAUAAAGGUGACUGGUGGGAGGGACGGAGUCUUCCUUGGUUUGAAGCUUCAGGAAUUUUGGAAGCUGAUAAAGCAAUCUUUUUGUAACCAUGAUAGAAUGGCAGGGGCAGCCUCUUUAUGUUCAUCUUUAUUCUACCUAUACAAGUUGAUUAAACAAUUGGUUGCGUUAAGUCAAACUGAGUGAUGUACACCAAAUCUGCCAUGUUAAUCUUGAGAGGUGGUGGUGGUGGUGGAGGUGGUUGUUGUUGUUACAUUCUAAUACUGUGUUUUUAGUGUGAAUUGUAACGUUCUAUAUGAAUUGAUGUGCACUGCCUAUAUUCUAUAAGAAUUCUAUAUGAAUCUGGUCUGCAUUGUGAAAUUCUACAUUUUAUUUGAAAGCGUGGUUUAUAAAUCUUUAAAUAAAUAAAAAUUAAAAACAGAGCCAGGUCCAUGGUGGUCUUUGGAAAUGCUGGUGUGCUGAAAACAAGCAUGUCUAUACUUUGCAAAGUUCUGAAAGCUACCAGUCUUCAGUAGCUGGGCAGCUGCUCUGGGGAUACUACCAGACAAAAGUGUGUGCUGAAAUGGAACUUCCAACCUGCUAAACCAGAGGUUCUCAACCUUUUUGAGUCCAUGGCUUCCUUGACCAACUACAUUCUUUCUGUAGCUGCCCUGGCCAGCCCUAUUCGCCUGGGGAGCUUGUAGCCAGGGCUGCUGCAACAAACAGAUGUGCAAGCCUUUGGGAGGCAGAUACGCGAGAGGGCAUCAGAGGAGGGAGGGGAGGAAAGAAAGAGGGAUGGGGCCAAUGUUGCUUGUGGCAACCCUGACUAUCCUUCAAGGCACCCCAGGGUGCCAUGGCACAUUGGUUGAAAACCACUGUGCUAAAUGGUUGGGCAACGGGUCCUGCCCAGUGAAAUAGGUGCAGCACAUGGGCGUAGCCAGGAUUUAUGUUGAAGGGGGAGAGGACACCCACCUGCCACCAUCCUCUGUCUCUUUUCGUUAAGUAUUUUUAUUCAUUUACUUGAUUUUGGGGGGCAGCUCCCCCUGCUCCCCCCUGGCUACGCCCCUGGUGCCACAGUAUCAAAGAAGGAAGGCAAGAGCAAUAAACAUGUAGAAGAAAUGGAGGGAGUUGUACGUAGUGGUUACAUACACAUGAUAGCAAGUGACCUUUUGAUAAAUGAAUGGUCAUCUGUUCUUACCCUCUUUGAAUUACCGUAUUUUUUGCACUAUAACACUCACUUUUUUCCUCCUAGAAAGUAAGGGGAAAUGUCUGUGCGUGUUAUGGAGGGAAUGCCUACGGGUGGCAUGCCUAUGGAUUUUCCUCCUCUAAAAACUACGUGUGUGUUAUGGUCGGGUGCAUGUUAUAGAGCGAAUAAUACGGUAAGUUGGAACUGUUGUCUCCUGUCUCUGUUGCACUGGUGGUGCUAAGAAGCUUUUAAGUGGCAGAGGCACUGCUAGCAGCUGAUAAAAACCGAUGCAUAUGAAAUGGUCCUGUAGUGUAGGAAGACGAUAGGUCCAAAUGCUUUUUCAGCUGCCCAUUUUGCUAUUGAAUAAGGCAAGAAGAGUUCUGCAUAUGUCAGCUUAUUCACCAGUGUGCUGUCUCAUCAGCCCUGGAUAAUACUACAGUCCCCAGGCUAUGUCUUGUAUCCCUGGGGGGGAAUUAUUCCAAUGAAAUUACUUACACGUUUAUCGAAAGCUGAUGAGACUGGGUCAUAUGUUCUUAAUUAUACCAACUGAAAAUUCAAUUUCCACCCAAAAGUGGUGCCAAAAAGUGCACCAGACUUUGACAAAUGCGAUGCAAUUUAUAGUUUUCAGUCCGGUGCCAAUUUGUGAGCGUGAUUCAAUAUUAUAUUCACCCAUCUUGGCAAUAAAUGGGUGGCGGUUGUAAUAAUUUUCUAAUUCAUUUCCUAAUUUAUAUUUCUUACACCAGGCAAAAUUCUGACUGCUUAAAAUCAGGGUCAGCAGAAGAGAGACAGCAGUAGAGUCAUGGCCUGCUUGUGAUGGAUUGUUCAGUGCGGGCUAGCUGCUAUGAUUUGCAUAUCGCAGGCAUGGGAAACCUGUGGCCCUCUAGAUGAUGCUGGAUUCCCAACCUCCAUGAGCCCUAGCCAGAAUGGGCAAUGGUCAAGGAUGAUGGGACUUGCAAUCCAGCAACAUCUAAGCAUAGGCUCUUUCCCUCUCACAGCCUCUGUUGGGAUGGUUUCUUAGGAACAUUUGAAGUAGCCUUUAUACCAAGCCAGACCACAGGCAGGGGCUAAUCUGUCAAUUUCAGUUUAUGCCAGUUUAUGCCAGUUUCUUAUUUUUCCAGCCUUAAGUUCAGUUCGCAUUUCUGCAUCAGAAAGCCUUUCUUUUUUAAACAAAGGGUCUUCAUGAAAAUUCAGCAGCAUUUUAGUGUGAAUUAUUUUGUAUGCAGUUUUGUCUAAUAUACACAUUUUUGUAAGCAAACUCCCCAGGGAUAGGUCAAUCUGUCAGUUUCGGAUUAUGUCAGUGUUGUGGUUCUAGGGGUUGCUCGUGCGUAAGCCGGUGCAAACACCUGGCUGGGUUGCCUGAGUGAACCUUUUCUGUCCGGACAGCCACUCACCCGUGGCUGUCUCAAUCGCUGGCAGAAUCCGUCAGUGGGUGUUUCUUAAACUUCUUCCAGCAAAGAAGCUCUUUGACGCCUAGUCUCCUCCUACUCUCUCUGCGUGAAAGCCUUCUGCGCAAGGAGGGCGUAGGCAGCGGAGGACCCCUACUCUCCCCGCUGGUCCCCGGCAAGGAGUCAUGGGACCGCCUCGCCGCUUCCCCCAUCUGCCCCCCUUCUCCACUGGUGCUACGCUGAUUCUCUUCCCCAGAAGAUGGGCUGCCUCUCCCAAUCCCGGGACGCUCUCUGGAAUCCCUCUGGAUUUUGCUCUCUCCCUCCGGCACUGAUGGCAGUUCCCUGACAUCCACCUCCUCCUCAGGACCCCCACCCCACCCCUGGCGCGAUUUUCCGAUACAACCUCCUCUCUCUCCUCGGUCGACGAUGCGGGGAAUCCCCUGAAGGAACUGUCAUCAUCUUCUGAGGAUUCAAAACCAGCCUCCCAUCCGCUCGGAUUUCUUCCCGCUGGUUGAACCUCCCAGUCUGAUCCUUCUCCCUCGGACACCUCCCCUCCCUCCUCUUCGGAGGCAGGAAAACCCACAAAGUCCCCUUCAUCGUCUGUGGGUCCAAAUUCUUCCUCCCAGAAUCUAGCUAAUGGUUUGGGCUUAUCCGGGAACAAACCGUGGAAUUCUUCCACCAGAUACCCGUCAGUGAUUGAUUCAGCAGGGACCCAAGUGUUUUCAGACCUAGGUUCCCCCUCCCAGGCUACCAAGUACUCUACCUGGCGACCUCGCCACCUUGAAUCGAGUAUUUCCGUGGCUUCGUUACAGUGUUCCCUCUCCUCUACCCGCGGGUGGGUGGUAACCCCUCCCUCCCGUCCCAGGAAUUCCCGCCCCUCCCUGUAAGGUGAAAGUAGGGACCUAUGGAACACCGGAUGUAUCUUCAUGCUGUCAGGCAACUUGAGUUUAAAUGCCACUGGGUUAACCUGCUGUAUUACCUCAAAAGGCCCCAGCCGCCUAGGCUGCAACUUCUUGCACCCUCCCUUUAGGGGCAACCCUUGGGAUGACAACCACACCCGGUCUCCCACCCGUAUGGCCUCCCCCUCCCGACGGUGCCUGUCCGCCUGCCUCUUGUAAACUUCCUUGGCCCGCUCCAAGUUCAGCCUGAGUUGCUGGUGUAAGGCCUCCAUUUCCUCCACAAAUUGCUCAGCCGCAGGUACACUCCAUCCUUCCUCCCCCCGCCCCGGGAAGGCCCUGGGGUGACACCCGUAAUUGGCCAUGAAAGGGCUCAUUCCCGUGGACACGUGUUCAGCGUUAUUGUACGCAAAUUCAGCCAAAGCUAAUUUCUCUACCCAAUCGUUCUGUCUCUCGCUGACAUAGCAGCGUAGGUACUGCUGGAGUAUACCGUUCGCUCUUUCGGCUUGUCCGUUGGUUUCUGGGUGCCUCGCCGUCGAGAAGCUCACCUCGACCUGUAGCAAGCUCAUGAGUCUCCGCCAGAACCGGGAAGUAAAUUGUUUCCCGCGAUCCGAGAUUACCCUCAAUGGAGCCCCAUGCAGUCUAAAAAUGUGAUCCACAAACAGCCUGGCUGUCUCCUCUGCCGUUGCUGCAUGUGAGCAAGCUACGAAAUGGCACAUUUUAGUCAGUAGAUCGACCACUACCAUGACCGCUGUCUUUCCCCUUGACUUGGGCAGAUCUGUCAUAAAAUCAAUGGACACCACCUCCCAGGGCCUUUCCGGUGUAGGUAAGGGUUCCAGUAGCCCUGCGGGGGCAGCCCUUUCCCCCUUUGCCCUCUGGCAUCGGUCGCACCCUCGUACAUAUUCUCGUACGUCUUCCCUCACCUUUGGCCACCAGAACUGCCUGGUGACAAGUAGCAUGGUCUUGUGCUGUCCAAAGUGCCCAGCUGUUGGGUUGUCAUGGAGUUGUCUAAGUACCUUCCCCCUCAAAGUCUCCCCUGGUACAUACAGCGCCCCCUUAUAGUACAGUAGUCCUUCCUUUUCCUCAAACCCUCCAUUGCCUUCCUUUCCGUCCCGGAGUUCCCUGAUUUUUGUCUGAGCAAACUCAUCAUGUCUGGUGAGCCCUGCCAGGUCUCGUUUCCCAACCAACGCUCCCCCCCACACCCACCGGUCCUCGGGGAACACGUGCCUGGUCUCUGGUGGCCCCUCUCCUUCCAUGUACUCCGGUUUCCGGGAGAGAGCAUCUGCCCUUACGUUUUCCUCUCCCGGCACGUAUCGGAUCUCGAAGAAAAACUUGGCGAACUCCUGGGACCAUCUGAUCUGUCUCUGGUUGAGCACUCGCGCGGUCCGCCAGUAUUCCAAGUUCUUGUGGUCAGUUCGGACCUGGAUCUUGUGCCGCGCCCCUAUCAAUAGAUGUCUCCAUUGCCGAAAUGCCGCAUAGAUCGCAAGCAGUUCUCGGUCAUACACCGUGUAGUUUUGCUCCGACUUGCUCAGCUUCCUAGAGAAAAGGGCACACGGCCUCCAGUUCUGCUUGGCCCCGGGCUGCAAAAGGACCGCUCCAAUCGCGCGGUCGGACGCGUCCGUCUCCAGUCUCAUGGGCUUCUCCGGAUCCACGUGCAGGAGCUGCUCUUCCGAGGCGAACGCCUUCUUCAGUUUUUCAAAGGAUUGCUGCGCAUCCUCUGUCCACGCGAACUUCUUUUUGCUACUAAGACAAUCCGUUAUGGGCGCUGUCAAGUGAGCGAAGUUCUUUAUGAACUUCCUGCAGAAGUUGCUGAAGCCUAGGAACCUCUGCACAUCCUUUCUGUUUUGGGGUGCUUUCCAUUCCAGCACUGCCUUCACUUUGCCCAGAUCCAUGGCUAGUCCUUUGUCUGACAACCUGUACCCCAGGAACUCGACCUCCCUGGCGUGGAAUUGGCAUUUUUCCAGCUUGACCCACAACUGAUGCUUCUUCAAUCUCUGUAGCACCUCCCUGACGUCUCUGACGUGUUGCUUUUCAUUGUCCGAAUAGAUUAAGACGUCAUCCAAAAGGCUACGCAAUUCUUGUACAGCAGGGGCCCCAACACAUGGUGCAUGAAGGCUUGAAAGCAGGCGGACCCCGAUUGUAAUCCAAAUGGCAUGACUAAGUACUCAAAAGCCCCCAGGGGGGUGAACAUGGUCGUUUUCCAUUCGUCCCCCUCCCUUAUCCUAAUCAGAUUGUAUGCUCCCCUGAGGUCCAGCUUGGUAAAAAUCUUCCCCUGCCUCACACGUGUCAAAAUAUCGUCAAUUCUGGGCAUUGGGAAAGUCACGGGUUCUGACACCAGGUUUAGGGCCUGGUAAUCCACGACUAAUCUGGGCUGAUUAGUCUCUUUUUUGUCCACAAAGAACACUGGACUGCCCCCCACCGCCUUUGAUUCCCUUAUGAAACCCCUCUUCAGGUUCUUGUCAAUAAACUGCCGCAACUCCUGCAUCUCCCGGUCGGACAUGGCAUACAGCUUACACACCAGUAACUGAGCCCCUGGAAGCAGGUUGAUUUGGCAGUCAAAUGGCCUGUGGGGGGGCAGUCUGUCUGCCUCCCUCUCGCUGAAGACCUCCUUCAAAUCAGCAUAUUGUGUUGGCACCUCCCUUUUUUGCUCCAGGGCCACCCCAGCCACCCUGGCCACAGUCCUUCUUGGUUCCUUCCCUCCCAGACAGUGUUCUAAGCAGUAAGCUGACCCAAAGGUGACCGACCGCUGAUGCCAUGACACCACUGGGUCAUGUAUUGCCAGCCAGCUCAUUCCCAGUAUUAUCGGGGGUCCUGCCAGUGUGGCCACAUGAAAGGCAAUGGUUUCCGUGUGCCUGGAGACACUCAUUCGCAUUGGCGGUGUCUGGUGUGUCACUUCCCCUCCCAGGAGUUCCCUGCCAUCGAUGGUGGUCACCUGCAAGGGAAAAUCUAGUGGCAACAGGUGGAGCUGGUGCUCAAGAGCGAAGUCUCUGGUGAAUAAAUUACACGAGCUGCCAGAAUCUAGCAGCCCCUCCACUUUGACGGGGUGCCCAUUUGGGAGUUCUAGCACCACCUCUAUGGCUAUAGCUGCCUUGGGAGGGUCAGGCUGGGGCACUUCUAUUGGUUGCUGGCCUGGCUGCUGCCCUUGCUGGUUGGCAGCCAGGCGUUGUCGUUUCCCUGCACCGGCUCUUCCUCCCCCUUCUCGUCGUGCCCUGCAGCCCCCAUCAUGCCGGUGCAAACACCUGGCUGGGUUGCCUGAGUAAACCUUUUCUGUCCAGACAGCCACUCACCCGUGGCUGUCUCAAUCGCUGGCAGAAUCCGUCAGUGGGUGUUUCUUAAACUUCUUCCAGCAAAGAAGCUCUUUGACGCCUAGUCUCCUCCUACUCUCUCUGCGUGAAAGCCUUCUGCGCAAGGAGGGCGUAGGCAGCGGAGGACCUCUACUCCCCCGCUGGUCCCCGGCAAGGAGUCAUGGGACCACCUCGCCGCUUCCCCCAUCUGCCCCCCUUCUCCACUGGUGCUACGCUGAUUCUCUUCCCCAGAAGAUGGGCUGCCUCUCCCAAUCCCGGGACGCUCUCUGGAAUCCCUCUGGAUUUUGCUCUCUCCCUCCGGCACUGAUGGCAGUUCCCUGACAGUCAGCUUCGCAUUUUUCCACUUAAAUUCAGUUCUCCACAUCUCCACAUCAGUUUGUGAAUCUUUUCUUUUAAGUCCUCUUGAAAUUCUCAUCAGUGCUUUGGUGCAAAUUUCUCCUAAUAUAUACAAUUUGGUAAAGCCAUUAUUCCUAAUAUAACAAUUUUUGCAUGCUAUUUUAAUGCACACUUUACCCCAGUAUGUGCAUUUAUAUGCACAUUAGCUGGAUGGAGAACUGUGUUGCAAAAUUCAGAGAACUGUGACUCUCAAAGGAUGGCUGUUUCGGUUUGAAAAUUAGGCAGGCUUGCCUUUAAAUGUGAGUUGAUUCCUUCCCAAUGCCUAACAAUUGGUCCAUCCAGACUAGUGUUUUCCCAACCUUGGGUCUCCAGCUGUUGUUGGACUACAACUCCCAUCUUCUCUAGCUAGCAUGGCCAGUGGCCAGGGAUGGUGGGAAUUGCAGUCUGAAGCCAGCUGGAGACCCAAGUUUGAGAAACACUCACCUACAUCAGUACUAUCUGCACAUGGAGCACUGAGUGCUUCAGAUAGUCCUACCUAGUCCUUCCUAGGUCCUACCUGAGAAAUGGCAAAGAUUGAACCUGGAGCAUAUGGCCUUCAAAACAUGUGCUCUGCCGCUGAGCUUUGGUCCUUCCCUAAGGGGAAGAGAUUUUCCUCUGUGUGUAGACAGUAGGGGUACCUGCAGGUGAAGAUGGGAAACUCCAUUAUGCUAGCACUCAUCCAUGAAGUAGCCUUAUUAUUCAGCUGAAUACAACCCAUAAUAAUAAUAAUAAUAACAAGAAUAAUUUAUUAUUUAUACCCCGCCCAUCUGGCUGGGUCCCCCCAGCCACUCUGGGCGGCUUCCAACAAAACACUAAAAUACAAUAACCUAUUAAAAAGCUUCCCUAAAGAGGGCUGCCUUCAGAUGUCUUCUAAAAGUUUGGUAGUUAUUUUUCUCUUUGACAUCUGGUGGGAGGGCGUUACACAGGGCGGGUGCCACUACUGAAAAGGCCCUCUGCCUGGUUCCCUGUAACUUGGCUUCUUGCAGCGAGGGAACUGCCAGAAGGCCCUCAGCGCUGGACGUCAGUGUCCGGGCAGAACGAUGGAGGUGGAGACGCUCCUUCAGGUAUACUGGACCGAGGCCGUUUAGGGCUUUAAAGGUCAGCACCAACACUUUGAAUUGUGCUCAGAAACGUACUGGGAGCCAGUGUAGGUCUUUCAGGACAUAAGAAGCUGUCUUAUGCCAAGUCAAAUGCUGGUCCAUCUAACUCCAGCAUUUCAGACAGGAGUCUUUCCUCAGCCUUACCUGGAGAUACCAGGACUGAAGCUAGGACAUUUUGCAUUAAAAGCAUGUGCUCAACCACCUAGCUCCAGUCCUUCCUUGCCAAAACAGAUGAUUGUUUUACCAAACAACUGAUUCCAUGAGCAGCAUGGUAAGUUAACGUGGCAAAGGGUCAUUUGUAUUCACUCUUACACAUUUGCGGCAGUGUGCAGGAUUCCUUUGUUCCCCCUAGGAAACAUUUCAAUCCCUGCUUUCUUUUUUUCUUUCUUUUUUUAAGGAACAAAAGAGUGACAAUUUCAACUCCUUUGUGCCAUCACUAAUUUUGCACAAUCUAUGUGUGUCUUUUUCCCCGUUGAGCAUUCAUACACAGCGCCGCUCUUUGCUUCUUGUUCAUCAGACUCGCUCUGAGAGCUUUGAAAGCAUUAAUUACUUUAGUCAUUUAAUCAAGUGCUAAACAGCCGAUGGGCUGAGAUUGUGACUCAAUAUACCAAUCACAAUUGAGUUCACUGUCACCUCGUGUCCUCCCGCCCCCGUCUUUUCCGAUUUCUCUGCUGUUCCUCAUCCUCUGCUCAGGCUCUGUACAAGCUUCCUAAGCUCUUGGGAGAAGAGGGAGGCAGGAUUUGCAGUGGAAAAAAUAUUGGAGGUGGAAGCAGCAAAAAAGGAUUUCCUCUGACGGGUGCACUGGAAGUUCAGCCCCAUUUCAUUCCCACCAAAGCAGGUGUUGCAAUCAGAGUCCUGCUUCAGUUCAUAGAAUCAUAGCAGAGUUGGAAGGGACCCCAAUGGUCAUCUAGUCCAACCCCCUGAGAUGCAGGAAUCUCAGCUAAAGCAUCCAUGACAGACUGCCAUUCAACCUCUACUUGAAAACCUCCACUGAAGGAGCCGUCUGAGGGAGACCAUUCCACUGUCAAACAGCUCUUAUUGUCAGAAAGUUAUUCCUGAUGUUUAGUCGGAAUCUCCUUUCUUGUACAGUGGUACCUCGGGGUACAGACGCUUCAGGUUACAGACGCUUCAGGUUACAGACUCUGCUAACCCAGAAAUAGUUCCUCGGGUUAAGAACUUUGCUUCAGGAUGAGAACAGAAAUCACAUGGCGGCGGCCUGGCAGCAGCAGGAGGCCCCAUUAGCUAAAGUGGUGCUUCAGGUUAAGAACAGUUUCAGGUUAAGAACAGACCUCCAGAACGAAUUAAGUUCUUAACGCGAGGUACCACUGUAAAUUGAAGCCAUUGGUUCAAGUUUCUUCCUUCUUCCAAAUGGCGGCCCUUGAGGUAUUUGAAGAUGGCUGUCAUCUCUCCUCUCAGUCUCCUUUUCUCCAGGCUAAAGAUACCCAGCUCCUUCAACUGCUGCUCAUAAGGCUUGGUUUCCAGCCCUUCCCAGGUUGAUGAGCCCCAUCUGCCCCUUCAGCACUAUAAACCACCUUCUUGACUGUUGGACUAACUCUUGGUCUCGUCCGCUUAAUCCACUGGAGCCUGUCUUCACAUGCAGGGGAAGUCCCUAACUCACUGAGGGCAAUGGGGUGAGUGUGUGAGUAGAAACAAGCUUCCUGUACAAAGGUAACAUUUACAUUCACUGACCCUCCCACUUUUGCCUCUGGCCCCGCCCACCACUGGCAUGUGGUCUCCAGAAAUUUGUCCUGAAGGGGAUACAGACCUAAGUCUGAGAAAGUUUUCCUGUCUUGGUCUACUGCCCCAUUCUUGUCUUAUCUUUCUUUUUUUCCAAUUUUUUAAAAUUAGUUUUCCAAAUUUAUAACAAACGAAUAAAAAAAAAAUCAAAAAACAAACAAACAACAAACAAACAUUUAUUCCAGCUGUAAUAGUUCCACUUUUGUUAACAUUAUUGGGUGACUUCCUCGAAUUCCCCUGGCUGAGUUUCCAUAUAAAUCAUUGUAGCAGUUUUCCAAAACUAUUUUCACUAAGAUUUACUUAAUCAAUUAACAUCUUUCUUUCUUUCUUUUCAUUUUAACUUUUAACAUAGUAUUCUACAACAUCACAUAUUUAAAUCCUAGGCCUAUCUGAUACUCACAAGUAAUUCUAUUUGAGAUAUCUUAACAUAUUUAGCUAAGUAGUCUUUGAAUUUCUUCCAUUCCUCUUGGUACUCUUCCUCCUUCUUACUCUUCCUCCUUCUGGUCGCGGACUCUUCCGGUCAGGUCGGCUAGCUCCCAAAAGUCCAUCAUCUUCAUCUGCCAUUCCUCCACUGUUGGUACUUCUUGUAAUUUCCAAUUUUUGGCCAAUAAAAUUCUAGCUGCAGUUGUGGCAUACAAAAACAAUCUGACAUCUUCUUGGGCAAUUCCAAACUUGUUAUUCCAAGUUGAAAGGCUUCUGGUUUCUUAAUAAAUGUAUAUUUCAACAUUUUUUUCCAAUUCAUUAUAAAUCUUUUCCCAGAAGUCUUUCACCUUGGGACACGUCCACCACAUAUGGUGAAAGGUACCUUCUUUUUCUUUACAUUUCCAACAUAAGUUGUCACUCUUGUGGUAGAUCUUUGCUAGUUUUACAGGGGUUAAGUCAUUCUUGUCUUAUCUUUCGGCCUCCAUACUAUGAGUAGAUUUUGCUCUCCUCUUCCAGUUGUAAGAUUUGGUUUCCAGGCAGACAAAGACGACUGGGUUGAUAUCAACAGGACUGAGACUCUGUGGCUGCUCUGUUGUGGAUCUUGACAUGUUCAGUUUGUUUUAAAAUUUUGUUUCUAACCUUUAUGAUUCCAGGGGGCAGGGAUCCCUUAGGGAACAACAUGAUUGGAAUUCAAACAUAGGAACUGGUACAACAGACAAUUAAGCUUUUUUUUUCUUUUUCUUUGCUGGUAUGUAUGCUUGUAAGCCAAUGUUUUCACUACUAGACCUUAGUAAAUGUCACUUCGGAUCUCAAUUAACUGAUGAUCAGUUCCAAACAUCCUAAGACCUGCCACUUCUCAUCGCACUUUAGAAAUUGCACAAAUGGCAUUGAAGAAGCAGCACAACAUGCCUGCAAGCUAAAUGCCAUUUAAGAGGGAAGUAAAUAAGUUCAUACCCUGGAUUCUGGGAGAUUGGCUGCUCUGCAACUGAAAACAGUGUUUCUUUUUUUAAUUUGACGUUUGUUGAUGCUAUCGAAAGGUUCUGAAAUUCAAGCUCUUUGAAAGGAAGCAUCCAGGCCAGACUAUAAGAAAGCUCAAAGUUGGAGACAACAAUAAUACACAGAACUAUAUUCCAUCAGAUUCAUAA
Molecule: messenger RNA, 39754 nt
Organism: Podarcis lilfordi (Lilford's wall lizard)
Lineage: Eukaryota; Metazoa; Chordata; Lepidosauria; Squamata; Lacertidae
Source: the annotation of a GenBank genome assembly